AACCUGAUCUAAAAUGUUUUAUUCAAAGUUGAAAAAAUUACAAUAGUACUUAUGUUUCCAUUCCUGAUUUAUAUUGUUAUUGUUGAUUUUUAGUGUUACCAAUUUGAUUUUUUUCUCUUUUGUAUAAGAAUUCGUACCUGUAUGUGAAUAAUAAACCAAUUGAUAAAACAAAAUUACGCAGUGCGCAGAUCCAUUAGUUUUGUUUCUUGCAAUCAGCUGUGACGUAUGUAAAGACCAUUGUGUCUUCAAUGAAAGAAAGCAAAGUUUUCCAACACAAAUUUUAAAACUUAAUAAAAUGUUGUACCGAUGUGCAGUAAGAAAUUGUAAUAAUAACAAUAAGAUAAAACCAUGCGCAAUAAGUUUCUUUAGCUUUCCAUCGGAUCCUAAAUUAUUAAAGCAAUGGAGAAGUUUUUGUGGUUGCGGCAAAGACAUGAAUCCAAAGACCUCACAAAUAUGUAUGGAACAUUUCAAAUCGGAAGAUUUCGAAAAUGAAUUACAAUUUAAAUUGGGUUUUACCAAAAGACGCAUAUUGAAGUGUGGUGUAGUGCCUAGUGUACGAAAAUUAUCGACGGAGGAAAAAGAACGUGAUAAGCGUAGACAAAAGCGUGAAAACAAAAAAAUUGUAGAAAUGCUUAUUAAAGAACAUGAUGAGAAAUCUGUUGCGCUUAAAGAAGCUGAAAAAAAUCAACAAUCAGAACAGGCAAUGAAAACUGAAAUUGUAGUGGAACCUGAAUUUAAUCCAGUAUCUGAUCUGCUUUCCAUACCGCAGAAGGUAUUCUCUUUAAAUAAUAAUAAUAAUAAUGAUAUGGACUCUUAUAAAAUGGAAAUAGAACGACUGCGUAUAGAAAACCUAAUUCUAAAUGAAAACUCAAAAAAGCAAACGGCUGAAUUAAAUGCUUUAAUGAAGAAAAGAGAGUUGGAAAACAAAACUUAUGUGAAAAAUCUAAAAAGUUUAGAAACGAAAUUAUUGAAAGCUAAUUACGAAUUAAAAAAUUUGGAAGAAAAGCUUUUAGGUAUUUUUACUAAACGUCAAAUUGCAAAAUUGAAAGUAGGCGACAAGCGUAUUGUUUGGUCCAAAGAGGAUCUAUCCCAAGGUCUUGUGUUAUAUGAAACGAGUCCUAAAUUUUAUAAGCUGUUGUAUAGAAAAAAUUUUCCUUUGCCUUCCGUACGCACUCUACAAGUAUGGCGUCGAAAGUUUCAAGACAUUGAAAUAAAUCGCGUUAUAGAAAAUGAAGACGCGAAUGAUCUAGAAAGAGAAAUAAAUGAAAAUCUUCAGAAACAAAUAGAACAAGAUUUAGAACAACAAAUUAAAAUGGAAAUUGAAAUUGAUGAAAUUAAUUAGUAAAAUAAAUAUUUUACCAAAUAACUUUUUACACUGUA
This is a messenger RNA of Lucilia cuprina (Australian sheep blowfly), 1380 nucleotides long. RefSeq names its product THAP domain-containing protein 3-like. Gene Ontology annotation, molecular function: sequence-specific DNA binding. The coding region runs from base 296 to 1342 and encodes 348 amino acids. NCBI's taxonomy places the organism in Eukaryota, Metazoa, Arthropoda, Insecta, Diptera, Calliphoridae. The transcript is spliced from 4 exons. The record is from RefSeq and is a predicted model, not a curated record.